Paramisgurnus dabryanus is the source of this 2207-nucleotide messenger RNA. It is a transcript of the gene nmi, whose product is annotated as N-myc (and STAT) interactor. The record is from RefSeq and is a predicted model, not a curated record. Gene Ontology annotation, cellular component: cytoplasm. Lineage: Eukaryota; Metazoa; Chordata; Actinopteri; Cypriniformes; Cobitidae.
UUUGCUUCAUCGCUCACGUGACUUCUGGUUAAACAGCUCAGGUUCACUUGAAGCCUCAGGAAGUUCGGGAAUAAUUCGUGUUUAUGAUCAGUCGACAAAUAUCUGCAGCUUGUUUUUAUCUUCAGAUUUGAAAAUUUACUUCAGAUAAACCACCGACUUUGUUUAGUUGUUGUCACGAUGUCUAACAGCGCUACAGAUCAACUGCUCGACGAGCACAAGAUGAGCGAUGCGGCGGCUGAAUUACAGAAAUACAAGGAUUUGAUUGGGACUGCAGACGACGAAAAAUCCAGACUGGUUCUGGAGAAGGCAGAAACAGAAGAUGAAAAGAAAAAAGCCCAGCAAAAAUACGAGGAUCUGCAAGCUACUGAAGACAAAAUCACUAAACAGUUUAAUGACGACCUUCGAGAACUACAGGAGGAGAUAAAGAGUCUGGAUAAAGUCAAUCAGGAUCUUGAGCGAGAACUGCAGGAUCUCCAGAAGAAGCUUAGCAUGAAGAGAGAUGAAACUGCUUCUCUUCAGCAAAAGUUUAAGAUAAAAGCUGAAAUCCCAGUGAAAAGAAUGAAGUUUACUCAGGUUGAAACAGAAGAGCAAGAGGAGAGAGAUGAAGAUGUGGCCUGUGUAUUUACUGUCACCCAGAGACCCUCGCUCCUCCUGAAGGGUGGACAAGCUCUCAUCACAUUUGAAGAGGAGAAUGUGGCCGAGCAGAUCCGACGGCUGCCCAAGUGCUCUGUUGCCUGUGACAAAACCAAGAUGGAUGUAAAGCCGUGCCCCUUAGCCCUGGAGCCCUCUGUGAAAUUUGAGGUUCAUAUCAAGGUAUCAAAGAAGAGCAUCAAGUUCAGCAACGCUCCCCCCAUUUUACCUGAGGAGCGAAUGAGAGACCGGCUGGAGGUCUCCUUCUCCAAAGCGAGUCGUGGCGGUGGCGAAGUGAAAAACGUGGAGUAUGACAAGCAGAGCGGCACAGGCCGCAUUACUUUUGUCAACACUGGAGUUGCAGAGAAUCUGGUUCUGAGAGAAAAGUUUCCUGUGGACACCAGCACUGAUCUAAUGGUUGAUCUGUUUCCACUCUAUGAAUACCAGCUGAAGAAAUUUCAAACAUACUCGGGGGUCCCAAAUCGCACCGUGCUGCUGGAGGGAAUUCAGGAGGUGAUGGAUGAAGAAGAUCUUCAGGACCAUCUAGAAAUCCACUUCCAGAAACCCAGUAAUUACGGAGGAGAGGUUCAGGCCAUUAAGUACAUCCCGGCUGGAAAAUCCUGGACGGCGUUCUUCAGUGACGACAACGACCAAGCCGAAGGCUGAGGCUGGAUUAUUGUGUUCAGAAAUGACACGUUAUUUACUUGUGAUUUGGUGAACGGAAAUUGUUUCUUCUGAUUUGCUUAUAGGCACAUGAUGAAAUUGAGAAUAUAUUGAAUAUCCUGUUAGAAUAUCGAAUAUAUAGAAUAUCUGUUUAAUAAUUAAUUUAGGAUAAAAGUGUAUAAGGUCACUAAAUGUGUAAGUUAAAUAUAAUAAAGUAAUGUUGAACAAAAUGAUUUUUUUCAUGUUUUCUUUUGUUAUAGUGUCUAAAAGGGUGGGCAUCACAGUGGUUUAUUUGGGCAGUUUAGAAAUGCAAUUGUGUCCUGGUUCACUAAAGACCUUAAUAUGUAAUAACAACUGCAAAACACUUAUGUAUUUAAGGGUUAAAACAUGAUUAAAACUGCAGGCAGGCAGGCAGGCAUCACUCAUUAUUGGUUAUAUGAAAACACCGUAGUUGCACAAGAUUUCUGUAGGAAUAAUUUAUUCAAAUAAAGUUUCUCUAAACUUUGAUGUUUAACUACCAGUUGGUGAUUGGUGGCAUUUUGUUGGUGUUAGCAUAAAACAGAUCAAAGGAAUACACAAAACGUUUCCUAGCUAUUAAAAGAGAGACAUACACAUAUACACCCUACCUAGAUGGACUUCUUAUAGUUUACUUGGAUGACUUCAGUGGUUUUUUGUUAAGUUGUGAGCUCACACACUGAAAAGGUAAAGGCCUGAAACAGAGACUCUAGUUUGUCAACUGGACAAAGAGUGACCGCUGUAAUGUGAAGUGUAACAAAACUACCAUUUAUUAGUUAUUGUUUUAUGUUUUUCCUCGGGCUCUAUAGUGUUUCACAGCGCUGUUACUGUUUGUUUCUCAAUACUAAACGAUAGAAUCACGAACAUCCAAAUUAAAUACGGGUGCAGGAUCAAAUAAA